AUGAGAUUUUCAGCCCUUCUCUCGGCUCUGCGGUCAAUGGGCCCGGUGGUAAUCGGCAUUUCUUUAGGAUUCACCUUGAGUUUACUCAGUGUAAACUGGACAGAAGAAGCGUGUUACCCGGACGAGGAUGCUCCUCUGGGUCAGGAUGAACAACUCAAAGGAGCUCGUAAACCCAAUUCCAUUUCAGUCGUCAGCGAAGGGGAGUCAGAAGCGGAUUUCGAACCAAGAAUAGUGCCCUAUAAACAAGUCGCGCCGAGUACCGCUAAGAAAGUUUUCAGGGCAAAAUAUAUAAGUACAGAACUGGGGAUUCGGGAACGUCUGUUUGUUGGAGUCCUCACAUCAAAAAACACCAUUAACACCUUAGGCGUAGCUGUCAAUCGCACCAUUAGCCAUCAUCUGGACACUGUGGUCUUCUUCACUGGCACACGCAACCGGAAAGUCCCACACGGCAUGUUUGUAGUGUCACAUGGAGACGAAAGACUGAUCUGGAACAUGUUUCAGACUAUGAAGUACAUUUUUGACCAUUACAUCAACGAGUAUGACUGGUUCUACUUCGUCCAAGAUGACGUCUACACAGAAGCCGACAGAAUAAAAAAUAUGGUUGAUCACCUGAGUAUGAAUCGAGAACUUUACAUGGGCUGUCCAGAGGAGUUCAUAGGUGGGGAGAUGGAAGGGAGCUAUUGUUACGGAGGGUUUGGGUACCUCCUAUCUCGAACUUUGCUGCUUCGACUUCAACCCUUCCUGGAAAAUUGUAGGAAUGACAUCCUAAGCGCCAGGCCUGACGAGUGGCUCGGGAGGUGCAUAAUCGACUAUACGGGGACAAAUUGCGUCAACAAAUUUGAGGGACUCCACUACAAUUAUUAUAAGCUGGGGAAAAACUCAGAUCCAGGCAAAGAGCAAAAUGAGCAGUUUAGAAGAGCUCUGACAGUCCAUCCAGUGUCUGACCCAGAACAGAUGUACCGGCUGCACAGACACUUCACCGAGAUUGAACUGCAGAAGACUUACGAUGAGAUUGCUAAGCUCCAGGAAGAAAUCAAAAACGUCAGCGUGGAUGCAUUUGAAGGCGACCGAAUCGCUCAAUGGCCGAUUGGAAUCAACCCACCCUUUGAACCAAAAUCUCGCUUUGAGGUUUUAAAAUGGGACUACUUUACAGAAGAGGAGAUUUAUUCAUGCAUCGACGGAGCUCCCAAGUGUGAGCUACCUGGCAUUGAUCGACUGGAUGUGGCUGAUAUCAUUGACAUAGCGAUGGAAGAGCUCAACAAGAAGUACAAACCUAUCUUGCACCUGAAGAAGCAGAAACUGAUUAACGGCUACAGGCGCUUCGACCCUACCAGGGGCAUGGAGUACACCUUGGAUUUACAGCUAGAAGCGGUCAGCCAAAAGGGUCAUAGUCUUUCUAUCACCAAGCGUGUUCAUCUGGUUCGACCUUUGAGCCAGGUAGAGAUAAUUCCCAUGCCCUAUGUCACAGAAGGUACGAGGGUUCACGCCAUUAUACCGAUUACUGCAUUGGAGAGAGACUAUGUUGAAGAUUUCUUAAAAGUCUUUGCCUCCAAUGCCUUUGAGACGAAUGAAAACAUUAUUCUGACCUUCCUCUUCAUUUAUGACCCAGUGGAAGCACAGCAAGUGAACCAGAAUGAUAUAUUUGCCAGCGUUAAGUCUCAGAUAAACCUCUAUGAGCACAAAUACCCUACAGUGAAAAUCCCUUGGAUAAGCGUCAAGACAGAAACACCAUCUCAAAUCAAAUUCAUGGACAUCAUCUCCAAAAAACACCCAGUUGACACGCUGUUCCUCUUAGCUAGUGUCAACACUGAGGUUAAUUCAGAGUUUCUAAACCGCUGCCGCAUGAAUUCUAUUAACAACUGGCAAGUGUUCUUCCCCAUCCAUUUCCAGGAUUACAAUCCUGAUGUGGCCUAUCACAGUCAGCCACGUCCGGCUACAAUCGAUCUACUCAAGGAUUCAGGGCAUUUUGAUCGCUGGUCAUUUGACGAAGCUUGCUUUUACAAUGCGGAUUACAUGGCAACACGCACAAAAAUGGUUUCGGAUGUCCAAGAGAACGAGGAACUCCUAGAGAUCCUUGACAUUUAUGAAAUGUUCAUAAAGUACUCUGGACUGCAUGUAUUCAGGGCUGUCGAGCCAGCAUUACACCAGAGCUACCGCUACCAAGUCUGCAACCCACGGCUCAGUGAGGACAUUUACCACAGGUGUGUUGAGAGCAACCUGGAAGGGAUCGGUUCUCGUUCCCAGCUCGCAAUGUUGCUGUUUGAACAAGAACAAGGAAAUAGCACUUGA
Molecule: messenger RNA, 2289 nt
Organism: Nerophis lumbriciformis (worm pipefish)
Lineage: Eukaryota; Metazoa; Chordata; Actinopteri; Syngnathiformes; Syngnathidae
Source: RefSeq, a predicted model, not a curated record